Trichechus manatus latirostris (Florida manatee) is the source of this 3242-nucleotide messenger RNA. It is a transcript of the gene CEP63, whose product is annotated as centrosomal protein 63. The coding region runs from base 27 to 2360 and encodes 777 amino acids. Gene Ontology annotation, biological process: centriole replication; de novo centriole assembly involved in multi-ciliated epithelial cell differentiation. The record is from RefSeq and is a predicted model, not a curated record. The transcript has 16 exons. Gene Ontology annotation, cellular component: centriole. Lineage: Eukaryota; Metazoa; Chordata; Mammalia; Sirenia; Trichechidae.
GUCCGGAGGGCGACCUGGCUGUGGUGAUGCCGCUAGCCGCGCGGCCGCACGGCCCGGGGCUGGUCCCCGCCGCCGCCGGCAAGCCGCCAAGCCUGCCUCCGCCGGCACAGGCCCGCUCUCGCGCCCCUCCCCUCGGCUACGCUGCGUGCUCCUUGCCAUCCCGUGAAGGCGGACGCAGGUCCAUCCAGCGCGCUGUCCGGGCUCACCAGUCUACAGUAAUGAGUCGGUGCCCUAGCAACCUCCAAAGUUGCCCAAACAAAGGUGAUUUGGUGAUGGAGGCUUUGUUGGAAGGAAUGCAAAAUCGGGGCCAUGGCGGGGGAUUUUUGACAUCUUGUGAAGCAGAACUUCAGGAGCUCAUGAAACAGAUUGACAUAAUGGUGGCUCAUAAAAAAUCUGAAUGGGAAGGUCAAACACAUGCUCUGGAAACUCGCUUAGACAUCCGUGAACAGGAACUUAAGACUCUUAGGAGUCAGUUGGAUAUGAAACAUAAAGAGGUUGGAGUAUUGCGUCAGCAAGUAGAAGAACAUGAAAAAGUCAAGCAAGAAAUGGCCAUGGAGUAUAAGCAAGAGUUAAUGAAACUACAUGAAGAAUUAGGCAGACUGAAGAGAAGCUAUGAAAAGCUACAAAAAAAGCAUAUAAGAGACUCCAGAGGAAACACCAAAAGUCACAGGGAGGAUCGGUGUGAAAUCGAGAGGUUAACUGGAAAAAUAGAGGAAUUCCGUCAGAAAUCACUGGACUGGGAGAAGCAACGCUUGAUUUAUCAGCAACAGGUAUCUUCUCUGGAGGCACAAAGGAAGGCCCUGGCUGAACAAUCAGAGAUAAUUCAGGCUCAGCUUGCCAAUCGGAAACAGAAAUUAGAGUCUGUGGAGAUGUCCAGCCAGUCAGAAAUUCAGCACCUUAGCAGUAAACUGGAACGGGCCAAUGAUACCAUCUGUGCCAAUGAGUUGGAAAUAGAGCGCCUCACCAUGAAAGUCAAUGACUUGGUUGGAACCAACAUGACUGUUCUACAGGAGCAGCGGCAAAAAGAUGAAGAAUUGAAAGAAUCUGAAAAACUGUUAGAGAUUUUACGAGAGGAGAAGAGAGAAUUGAAAGCAGCACUUCAGUCGCAAGAAAAUUUCAUCCGUGAAGCAAGACUUCAAAAGGAGACGCUACAAGCAAAAUUAAGGUUGACUGACACUCGGUCACUGGAAGAGCCUCAGUCGGAAAGGAGGUGCAACUCUCAAGGGCGAGAGGACUUAGAAAAUGUGCUCUCCCAGCUGGAUUUCACCCACACUAGUGAGGAACUUCUGCAGGCAGAGGUGACCCGUCUUGAAGGCAGCUUGGAAUCUGUGAGUACAACAUGUAAACAACUGAGUCAAGAAUUAAUGGAAAAAUAUGAAGAAUUGAAGAAGAUGGAAGGACAUAACAAUGAGUACAGAACAGAGAUUAAAAAAUUGAAAGAACAGAUUUUACAGGCUGAACAAACUUACAGUUCUGCACUAGAAGGAAUGAAGAUGGAAAUCUCCCAGCUAACUCGGGAGUUGCAUCAGCGAGACAUCACUAUUGCUUCCACCAAAGGUUCUUCCUCAGACAUGGAAAAGCGACUCAAAGCAGAGAUACAGAAGGCAGAAGAAAAAGCAGUAGAGCACAAGGAGACUUUGGAUCAGCUGGAGUCACUCAAGUUAGAAAAUCGUCAUCUCUCUGAAACAGUGAUGAAAUUGGAAUUGGGUUUUCGUGAGGCAAAAGAGAUUUCUCUAGCAGACCUCCAGGAGAAUUAUAUUGAGGCAUUAAAUAAAUUAGUGUCUGAGAAUCAACAACUACAGAAAGAGUUGAUGGAUACCAAAUCUAAGCUGGAGGUUUCCACUCAGAUGUGCCCCCCCAAAACUGACAGGAUUUUUAAAGCGGCACACAGCAGAGCUACUGAGUUCAAGAAUACAGAGUUCAAGCCACCCCAUUGCCAGCACAGACAGGGUGGAAUAAAGACUGAGCACUACAAAGCAGGUUUUCGGUCUCCUCCGAGAGGACAAGCAUCGGAUAGCUUAGAGCCUGUGUCCAGAACCCUCAGCCCCCUGAGUCCUCAAACCAGCCCUUGCAGCUCCACCAUCUCUUUGCCUUCUAACUUUCUGUGUAAAACUUUGCCUUCAGUGUUAGAUGCAAAUGAUGCCAAUUUCUCUGACACUGUGUCUGAGAGUAUGAAUGACCAAGACGAGUUUAUAUCUUUGUGUCCUUUGCCUGUAUCUCCCCUUGGUUCAAUAGCUACAAGAUUUUUGGAAGAGGAGGAACUGAGAUCUCAUCAUAUUCUAGAGCGUCUGGAUGCCCAUAUCGAAGAACUGAAAAGAGAGAGUGAAAAGACAGUGAAACAAUUCACAGCUCUAAAGUAGCCUCUUAAAAAAUCACAGGCUUGGAAAUAAAAAUAAAACCAAAGAGUUACUGUCUCUUGAAGUCAUGACUCUUUAAAAACGUGAGCAUAUAAAAAUUAUGAAGAUGCUACAUACUAAAGCAGUUGUGAAGAAAUCUGAAGAGUUGAUUACCUCUGUUAGUCAUUUUCACUGCACUAGUUUAUUUGAAGGACUUCUUCCAGCAAUAACUUGUAAGAAUAAACCUCUUUGCUAGACUUUUUUCUCAUAUUAAUAUUUAUUAUCAUAAAGUGAUACUUUCUCUUGCUGACUUAAAUGUGAAUAGCUGUCUGCUAAUUAAAAUAAAGAUUUUAUGACACAUGUUGGAAAUAAAGUAACUACAGGGACUUCCUUUAAGGGAAGUACAUAGUUGAAGCAUGGAUUUAAGAGUCAAAUUGAUUGAUACUGGUGGUACUGGUUUUGUCACUUAUUAGCCAUGUAAAAUUGUGCUGGUUAUUUACAUUCUGUAAACCUCAGGGGAGGACAUCACUUAUUUUAUGAGGAUUAAAUGGGAAUUCCUGGGUUAGGAUGACAGGAAAGAACUAGUCUGGUAUCUUCGAGUAUAAUGUGCCAAGUUGGGCUGGAAAUGUGUAAUGAGGGCCAUUCUAAGGAACCUUGACAACAAGCACACUCUUGCUCAUAACUCAAGUAUUAGGCAGAGAAGGCAGGGGCUGGGUUUAGUGUGUGGUGCCUGAGGGACAUCCACAGAGAAUUUUCAGGAUCUGCAUUGCUGAGGAGAGGAUCAGACAGGGAUCAAAAUCUAGAUGUCAUCAGUGUGCAGGAGGCGUUUGAAACCAUGAUUAUUCAUGAGAUUGAGGAGAAUAUAUAGACAAAAGAGAACCCUUGGGGCUGUGAGCGAUGCCAGCU